Messenger RNA from Ilex paraguariensis (yerba mate), 243 nucleotides. The record is from the annotation of a GenBank genome assembly. Lineage: Eukaryota; Viridiplantae; Streptophyta; Magnoliopsida; Aquifoliales; Aquifoliaceae.
AUGGAGGAGGUCGUUCGACUGUUGCCCAGCACCACCCAAGGAGUGUCGAAUGGGAAAACUGCCCAGUCGGGCGAGGGACGAGCAGCCCGGGUGGCCUGUGAUGGGCGAACAGCCCCGGUGGUCUACAAUGGGCGAGCAACUCCCGUAGUCCGCAAUGGGCGAGCAACCCUUGGGCUUUGGAAUAGGCGAUUAGCCCCUGAGCUUUGUGAUGGGCGAGCAGCCCAUAAGGUUCGUGAUGGGUGA